AUGCAAUCCGCCUAUAUUUCAACCAAAUCUAUUAAACAUCAUUACUCUAUAUAAUAACUAAGAGCUCCAAAGACAUCCCUCUCAACUAUCUAUUCAGUUCCUUGUAUGAACUGUGAAAAUCUUAUACCAAUUAAUGAAAUUGAUAAUCAUACUAUGAAAUGUUUGAGUGUUUCAAAGAAUGUUACAGCAGUACUUAAAUCUAAUAAACUAUUGGAUGAAAUCAAUUUUAAAAUUUCCAAAUUAAGAGAAUCCAUAUUACAAUUGAAUAAAAAAGAAUCUUAAUAAGAUAAUAUUAAGUAUCUUAAUAGAGCUGAUGAAAUGUCUGAAUAAAUCCUUACUAUUCAAAACAUUAAUUCUAUUGAACUGCGUAAGUUACAGGAUCUUAAUUAAGAAUUAAAGACAAUCACUGAAUCAUACAGAGGUUCUUUAGCUAUUGCUCUUUAUCUUGAACGUCUCCAUUCUCUCGCUUUAUAAAAGUAAACAUAGCUUGAAAAAGAUAUGCGUACACCUAGAAUAGAUACUUAAAAAUAUAAUCUUAUCAAUUCUAAAAAUAAUGACUACAACUCACAAAGUAAUAACAACCCAUUAAAUAAUUACAAUUCUUAAAGUAAUUUCAAUUCAUAUAAUACUAAUUCAUAAAGUAAUUUAAAUGUAUAUAAUACUAAUUCCAAUCUAUAAAGUAAUAAUAAUUCAUAAAAUAAUUACAAUCUUUAAAACAAUUACAAUUCAUAAAAUAAUUAUGGUAGUGUUCAAUCAGUUCGAUAACAUUAAUAAAGUGAAUACAAUAGAUCUUCAUAAUUACCUCCUCCAUCUUAAUUUUAAAGUCCUCUUUUAGGAAGACCAACAGUUAUUACUAAAUUUUCAGGAAGCCAAGAUAGAAAUGGAUUAAAUGAUAUGAAAAGUGAAAUUCUUACAAAAAUCUCAACAUCAUAAUUCGAUGAAAGUGAAAUGAAUCAAAUGGAAAGUGAUGUAAAUAUUUCGAAUUAAUACAAUUAAUAAUAGAGAAUCUUUUAUUCAAAAUGUUUAGCUUAAAAAACAAAAUUACCAAAUACACAUCCUUCUUAAAAAAUACCAUUAUGUAUUUUACAUAAAGAAAUGAUUUAGAGAAAGAUUCCAAAUGGAAUAUGGGAUAAAUUUAUUAUGGAUGCUCUUAAUAAUCCUCAUCAAUAUCUUGAUAUGAAUAAAGUAUAAAAUACAUAAGGAUUCAAAAAUUAACUUAGAUCUAUGACUUAAGAACACUAAUUUAAAUAAAGAAUUCACAAUAUCUGA
This is a messenger RNA of Paramecium sonneborni, 1269 nucleotides long. NCBI's taxonomy places the organism in Eukaryota, Ciliophora, Oligohymenophorea, Peniculida, Parameciidae. The record is from the annotation of a GenBank genome assembly.